Molecule: messenger RNA, 1197 nt
Organism: Gloeophyllum trabeum ATCC 11539
Lineage: Eukaryota; Fungi; Basidiomycota; Agaricomycetes; Gloeophyllales; Gloeophyllaceae
Product: FMN-dependent alpha-hydroxy acid dehydrogenase
Exons: 9
Coding region: 1-1197 (398 amino acids)
Molecular function (GO): oxidoreductase activity; FMN binding
Source: RefSeq, a predicted model, not a curated record
AUGGCUCCUUCCCGCUUGAGUACCACGUUCCUCUCACUCUCAUUUAUCUUCUCGGUUCUUAAGCUAUGUCUCUCUAUUGAGAUUAAUAUGGAAGGACUACCAGAUACUGGACUGAAUACUUCGACAUGGGUAACGGGAGAGCUACCACCUCUCGAAGACAUCUGGGACCUCAAUGACAUCCAGAUCGCGGCCAAGAAUGUCUUAAAGCCCAGGUACUACGCAUCCUACAGGACCGCUGCUUUAGAUGAAAUAACAUACCAGGCGAACCUGAAUAUUUGGUCUCAAAUACGACUCAACGGAUAUAGCUUCCGGGAUGUCAGCAAUAUCACCACUCAGACGAGCAUCUUAGGCUACAACUUCACGCAACCAUUUUUCAUCGCUCCAGCGGCGCAAGCCGGACACGCGAACAAAUCGGCAGAGCUCUCACUAGCAAGCGCAGCCGGAAAGGCGGGGAUCCUAUAUGUCGGAUACGCCCAAAAGCCGAGCAUCUCCUCCACGAAGUCUAUAGAGGAGAUCGCUGCAGCGGGUCUUCCCAACCAGACCAUGUUCCAUCAAGAGUAUAUCUGGAGCAACCAGAGCAGGGUCAUAGAUGAACUGCAGCGGAUGGAAAAAGCGGGCUUCAAAGCAAUAUUCUUGACGGUUGAUAAUACCGGUGUGAACGGUAUCCGAACACGGUCAUUGAGAUACACUGGUGCACAGGACGAGACCGGCCACGACGCGGAUUUCGACCUCAACAGCCUAGCCAAUUUCCGCAACCUCACUACCCUCCCAGUUGUCCCUAAAGGCAUCAAGACCUGGCAAGACGCCAAGAAAUGCCUCGACCUCGGCUUCCCCGCGAUCUACGUGAGCAACCACGGCGGGCGCGUGCUCGACAGCGCGCCGACCGCUGUGGAGGUCCUCCUGGACAUCAGGAAGAACGCGCCGGAGGUGUUCGAGAAGAUGGAGGUCUACGCGGACGGCGGGGUGCGCAGGGGGACGGACGUGAUCAAGCUGCUUGCGCUGGGUGCGCGGGCAGUUGGUCUGGGGCGAUCCCCUAUGUUCGCGAAUAUCUGGGGUGAAGAGGGGGUAUCCCGGAUGAUCGACUUGCUUUCCACGGAGUUGAAGACGAGUAUGCAGCUCAUGGGGGUGAACGACGUCUCCAAGAUCGACGAUACCUACAUCAACACCAAGCUGGUCGAGAACAACUACAUCCAGUAA